CUCGAUACUUUACUCAAAAGAAUACUCCUUCCGAUUAUUUAUGUACAACAAUUUCAGUUAAAUGGCUGCCGCGGCUGGUCUGGCAGUAGUCCAUCCUCUUAACCCAAUUUUGAAGCACAUUUUAGAUAGUUUGUGGGUCUAUUUCAUCAAUAGCUCAACGGAUAUUUUCCUUAAGAACAUCAAUUUUUUGAGGAUCGUUAGUAUCGAUUGGCUGGUGUGACAUCUUGCGCCACCCUGCUGGAACCAGAGAUUGUGCAAGUG
Molecule: messenger RNA, 261 nt
Organism: Acanthoscelides obtectus
Lineage: Eukaryota; Metazoa; Arthropoda; Insecta; Coleoptera; Chrysomelidae
Source: the annotation of a GenBank genome assembly